AUCAAUACAGUUGUAAUUUUUUAGAUAAGUUAUCUUGAAAACAAAUCAAACGGUAUUAAAAUGAUCGUGAAAGUGCAUGUGAUAGACAUACUUUCUGUACUAGUGCUGCUGCUAGUGAAACAGUCGCAAACUCGAACAAUCGAAAUAAGUGCAUAUGGAAAUUACUCAAGUUAUAGCAAUUCUGCUCUGCGAAAUAGUUCAAGUUCUGGCAUCGGUAGAGCAAUGAGCGAGGAUCGAUAUCAAAAUAGUUUGGAUGAAUAUUUCUCAAAACCCAUUACUAUCUAUCAGGAUCCUCUGAAACCACCAGAGUAUAUUUAUCCAACCAACAGCGAGUAUGUAAAUUCUAGCAAUGCUGUAGCUACAGAUAGAUUCGCUCCUGGCGAGGCGUAUGGUGGAACGGUUUACAAAAUUGUCAAAGCAAGAGAAAACAAAUUAAAAUACGGAUAUCAAGAUCCUACACUCAACGCUGUCGGAAAAAGAUCGACUGCAGCUCCACCAGCGGUCACAGCUCCUGCUACAUCAGCUCCUACUGUACAGUUCACUCCCCCACCUCUCAUAUUUGUACCAACUCCAAACCCUCCAAUCACAUUCCCUCCAACACCUGCUCCAGCAACGACUCCUGCCCCAGCACCUGCACCAGUCCCCAAUCCUUCUCCAUCCCCUCCGGCAGCACCAUUCGGAAUAAACCUAUUUGCACCAAACAUUCACUCGCACUACCCACAGCCUGCAAUCCGCGAUGCUCAAUUUCAAGGAAUGUCAAGUUACAACGCACCACCAUCAGGAGCGACGGAUGACCAAUCCUCAGUUGACACCGGCCCUCAACCAGUCGAUUCGCCAGAUGCGAACCCAUCAAUACAAGCAGCGCCAUCUCCACCCAAUCAAUACAUUCCUCCUGAUUCGCUGUUUCAAUUCCCACCCAACAUUCAUUCCCAUUACCUCCCACCACCACCAAAAGACAACACCCAAACCACCGGAAUAUCAAGCUAUCUUCCUCCGCCGGCCGGUCCAAGCGACGCCUAUCUUCCUCCGCCUGCUGCUGAUUCUCAACCCGCUGCGCCCCCAAAUCCAUCUCCGUAUUCCGCUUACCUCCCACCGCAACCGGCACCGUCCCCUCCAAUGGCAAUGCCAGAAAUGCCCCCACAAAUGCCAAUGGACAUGCCUCCACAGAUGCCAAUGGAUAUGCCUCCACAAAUGAUGAUGGGCAUGCCGCCUGCACCAAUGGGACCAUACCUGCCCAUGAACUUUGACUUUCACGGAUUCUACCCACAUGAUCACUUCCCGGAAUACUUCGAUCACGAUCACGACCACGAUGACCCAACGACUACUAUGGCUCCAGCGCCACCGCCACCUCCACCACCACAAAAGCAUCUGAGAAACUCAUCCUACUACCGUGUCACCCAGUUCCUAUGGUACAUCCCCAUUUAUUUCAGCCUGUACAUGGUGUUCUACGCUCUUGUCCUGAUGCUGCGCUCCAUUGCGAGACAUAAGGUCAAUUAUCCCAACGUUUGGAACUCGAAUGGAAGGUCCUUGGAUAGCAUGCUAUAUUUAACGAAUGAUCAAGCGGUUGAUAAGGCGGAAAUGAUGGCAAACUUCGUGAUGGAGCAAAUCUGCGACUUCAAGGAGAAAUAUUUAUGAAACAGGUUAGAUUUAGAGCGUUCUGUGGUACCUACCUUCUGGAUAAGUUACGGAUUAUGAAUGUUUUACGAGCAGCUUUUUGACAGAUUGUACAAUAUAACAUUUUUAUUUAUAGUAAGGCGUGAUAUUUUAUUCCAUUUCGAAAAGAGCCGUAUAGCGAAAGUAAAUAAAUCAUAUUUACAGAGUGUUUUCCAGCAACGUACUAUUGCAAAAUCAUAAAAAAAAUCAUCGCACUAAAAGUCUGCCUUACAUUUCGAACUACUGCUACUGAAAUAAGUUGUUGACAAACUUCUAAACAAUCGAACCCAAAUAACUAAAUGAUUAAAACCAUCCUUGGUUGAUUACCUUUAGUUUACCCGCCCAAUCAACCAACUAUUCCUUUCCCGUGGCGCUCACGGAGAUGCAGAGGAUUCAUCGGUCUUUUUCAAUGCAAUGAAAGUCGAACUAAUUUUCCUCUCCAAUAAUCCUAAAUGGAAUGUAACAUCGUGGCUGGCAUUGUUAUUGGUUUUGGUCUAACAUAAUUCAAAGAUUGCACAGUGAGAAUGGCUUCCUAAUCCCAAGAGGACUAUUAUAUAAUUGAGCUGUCCACAUUUAUUGUUUCUCGGCCCAUCACGACUAGCAAUAAGGAAUGGACAGUCAAUCAAACUAAGCUAAGCAAAGUUGGCCAAGACUAUGAUUUAGAAGGUUUUGAAAAGUUAGCCCCUCCCUG
Messenger RNA from Armigeres subalbatus, 2344 nucleotides. RefSeq lists its product as uncharacterized. The transcript has 5 exons. Lineage: Eukaryota; Metazoa; Arthropoda; Insecta; Diptera; Culicidae. Bases 61 to 1635 code for a protein of 524 amino acids. The record is from RefSeq and is a predicted model, not a curated record.